AUCCCCGCCGUUCCCAUAUGUCCUGUGGGGUCUUCAUCCCAUAUGGACCUGACCCCACUGAGCCACUUGGGGUCCUGAUCCCAUAGAGACCCAUCCCUGCCGUUCCCUUUCAGCCUUGGGGUCCUGAUCCCAUAGGAUCCCAUCCCCACUGUGGAUGUUUUCCCUUUGGGGUCUCAAUCCCGUGGAGACCCACCCCCACCGUUCCCAUAUGUCCUGUGGGGUCUUCAUCCCAUAUGGACCUGACCCCAUUGAGCCCUUUGGGGUCCUGAUCCCAUGGAGACCCAUCCCCGCUGUUCCCAUAUGUCCUGUGGGGUCUUCAUCCCAUAUGGACCUGACCCCACUGAGCCACUUGGGGUCUCAAUCCCAUGGAGACCCAUCCCCGCUGUUCCCAUAUGUCCUGUGGGGUCUCAAUCCCAUAGAGACCCAUCCCUGUCAUCCCAUUUGCCCCAUGGGGUCCUGAUCUCAUAGGAUCCCAUCCCCACUGUGGAUGUUUUCCCUUUGGGGUCUCGAUCCCAUGGAGACCCAUCCCUGCCAUUCCCAUAUGUCCUGUGGGGUCUCAAUCCCAUAUGGACCUGACCCCAUUGAGCCCUUUGGGGUCCUGAUCCCAUAGAGACCCACCCCUGCCGUUCCCUUACAGCUUUGGGGUCCUGAUCCCAUAGGAUCCCAUCCCCACUGGGGUCGGUGCCCUUUGGGGUCUCAGUCCCAUGGGGUCCCCCCCCACCGUCCCCAUUCACCCCGUGGGCUCACAGGAUCCCAUCCCACUGCAGAUGUGAUGUGCGUCCUUUGGGGUCCUGGUCCCAGGACGUCCAUCCGUGUGUCCCCAAGGUGUCCGUGUGUCCCACAUGUCCCUGUCCCCAUGAUGCCCACGUGUCCCAUGUCAUCCUGUCCCAAGGUGUCCAUGUGUCCCACACAGCUUUGUCCCCAAGGUGUCCGUGUGUCCUCUGUGUCCCUGUCCCCAAGGUGUCCCUCUAUGGGUCUCAUGUGGUUUUGUCCCCAAGGUGUCCGUGUGUCCCUGUCCCCAGGAUGUCCAUCCAUGUCCCCAAUGUGUCCCCAUCCCAAGACGUCCGUCCGUGUGUCCCACAUGCUCCUGCCCCCAAGGUGUCCGUGUGUCCUACACAGCUUUGUCCCCAAGAUGUCCAUCCAUGUGCCCUACGUGUCCCAUGUCAUCCUGUCCCCAGGAUGCCAUCCACGUGUCCCCGUGUCCCUGUCCCCAAGAUGUCCUUUUAUGGGUCCCACACUGCCUUGUCCCCAAGGUGUCUGUGUGUCCCCGUCCCCAAGAUGCCCAUAGGUGUCCACACAGCUUUGUCCCCAGGAUGCCAUCCAGUGUCCCCCGUGUCCCUGUCCCCAAGACAUCCAUCCAUGUGUCCCACGUGUCCCUGUCCCCAAGACAUCCAUCCAUGUGUCCCACGUGUCCCUGUCCCCAAGAUGUCCCUCUAUGGGUCCCACACUGCCUUGUCCCCAAGGUGUCCGUGUGUCCUCUGUGUCCCUGUCCCCAAGGUGUCCCUCUCUGGGUCCCAAUACUGCCUUGUUCCCAAGGUGUCCAUGUGUCCCUGUCCCCAGGACGUCCAUCCAUGUCCCCAAUGUGUCCCCAUCCCAAGACGUCCGUCCGUGUGUCCCGCAUGCUCCUGUCCCCAAGGUGUCCGUGUGUCCCACACAGCUUUGUCCCCAAGGUGUCCAUCCAUGUGCCCUACGUGUCCCAUGUCAUCCUGUCCCCAGGAUGCCAUCCACGUGUCCCCGUGUCCGACCCCAAGAUGUCCUUUUAUGGGUCCCACACAGCUUUGUCCCCAAGGUGUCUGUGUGUCCCUGUCCCCAGGACGUCCAUCCAUGUGUCCCCCGUGUCCCUGUCCCCAUGAUGCCCAUGUGUCCCAUGUCAUCCUGUCCCAAGGUGUCCGUGUGUCCCGCGUGUCCCUGUCCCCAAGACGUCCAUCCAUGUGUCCCACAUGUCCCUGUCCCCAAGAUGUCCAUCCGUGUGUCCCACAUGUCCCUGUCCCCAAGAUGUCCAUCCAUGUGUCCCGCGUGUCCCUGUCCCCAUGAUGCCCACGUGUCCCAUGUCAUCCUGUCCCAAGGUGUCCGUGUGUCCCAUGUGGUUUUGUCCCCAAGAUGUCCAUGUUUCCCACACAGCUUUGUCCCCAAGGUGUCCGUGUGUCCUCUGUGUCCCUGUCCCCAAGGUGUCCCUCUAUGGGUCCCAAUACUGCCUUGUCCCCAAGGUGUCUGUGUGUCCCUGUCCCCAGGACGUCCAUCCAUGUCCCCAAUGUGUCCCCAUCCCCGAGACGUCCGUCCGUGUGUCCCACAUGCUCCUGUCCCCAGGGUGUCCGUGUGUCCCACACAGCUUUGUCCCCAAGGUGUCCAUCCAUGUGCCCUACGUGUCCCAUGUCAUCCUGUCCCCAGGAUGCCAUCCAUGUGUCCCUGUGUCCCUGUCCCCAAGAUGUCCUUUUAUGGGUCCCACACUACCUUGUCCCCAAGGUGUCUGUGUGUCCCCGUCCCCAAGAUGCCCAUAGGUGUCCACACAGCUUUGUCCCCAGGAUGCCAUCCAGUGUCCCCCGUGUCCCUGUCCCCACGCUGUCCUUUUAUGGGUCCCAUGUGCUUUUGUCCCCAACAUGUCCGUGUGUCAGGAUGUCCGUCCGUGUGUCCCACACAGCUUUGUCCCCAAGCUGUCCAUCCCAGUACCCACAUGGUGGCCCCACGGUGCCCACGCCCAGGUAAUCAGACACAAAACCCCCCAAAACCCCCACAAACCCAUCAUCUCUGA
Molecule: messenger RNA, 2749 nt
Organism: Meleagris gallopavo (turkey)
Lineage: Eukaryota; Metazoa; Chordata; Aves; Galliformes; Phasianidae
Source: RefSeq, a predicted model, not a curated record